AUUUACCCUCUCUCCACCACUUCAUCAUACGCUCCUCUAAAUGCUUUUUCAAACAUUGUCUUUUUCACAGAUCUAGACCAAUCAAAUUCACACACAAAUACAGAAUAAAGAAUCUUUCACUGUGUUUUCCUUUUCAUUUCUUGAUUAUUGGCUAGCCAGCCAUUCACAGCUUAAUUUAAAACAAAAAUGACUGGUGUAUAUACUGAAAAAGAAAAGGAUUUUCCUUUAUUUCACAUACUAAUCAGAGUUUAAAACAGUGCUCAAUCAUUGAAAACAAAAGGAAAUAUAAUAAUCUUGGUUUUCUAAAUUUUCUUGGGUUCUUGAAAAAUUUAGCUCGCCUUUUGACUUUUUUUUUUUUUGUUUUCUUGGUACCCUUAUUUCCUGGAUUUUCUUGAGAAAAAUUGGUCCAUCAAGUUAAAGCUGGAGUCUUUUUUACUCUACUGAUUUUGGGUUUUGUUGUUUUUUUCUGUUUUUCUUUCAUGUUUUUUUCACCCCAGGAAUAUUGGGUUUUGCUGUUUUUUUUCUUGUUUUUCUUCACCCUAUGAUCUUGGGUUUUGCUGGUAGUUCAAGUUUUAUAUUUUUUAGGGUACUGUUGAUUGCAUGUGAAGUAGCUUCAUUUACACUUUUUCUGCUCUACUGUCAAUUUUAAAGCUUCUUUAAAUGGUUAAAGUUUUGUAUUUUUCAGUUUUAUAAUGCCAUAAGUAAAACAUAUUGUCACUUGUUUCUGGAUUUAACAGAAUAUAUAGCUUUUAUGUUCUGGUGGGGUGUUUUCUAAGCAAAGUUCCAAGGAGUGUACUUGUUGUAAGAAUAUUUUGUUUCUGUAAAAGGGUUCUGUUUUUUUUCCUUGAGUUUGAUUAGUAAGAGAUGCUGGUUUCUAAUGAAAAUGAAGAGCAGAUCUCAUUUCCUUCAGAAAAUGCAAAAAAGUUUAUGAAUUCAUCCCCAAUGGUGUUAUCAAAUCUGGAUUACCUUCAAGUUCAGGAAUCUAAAUUCCUGGAUUUCAAGGCUCAGCCAACUUUUUACCCUGAUGUCAAGGUUGUUCUUGAUCCUGAACAUGAACAGAAUGAGCUUCAGGAGGUCAUAUCAAAUCUAGAAGGUGAAAUUGCACAGUUGAGACAAAAUGAGAGAUCAUUGACCAAGAAACGUAAAGAAGCAUUGAACAAGAUAUUAGAUAUUAAAGGUUGCAUAAGAGUAUUUUGUCGAGUUAGACCAUUCUUACUGACAGAAUGGAGAAGAAUGAAUGAACCAGUGUCAAUUGUUUCAGAGAAAGUUGUGAUUAAAUCUGUAGGAAUUAGGAAAGAAUUCAGAUUUGAUAAAGUUUUCCAUCAACCAUCCACUCAAGUUAUAGUAAGUAUUUUUCUGGUUGAAAACUACGCAGAGGAAAUUUUUAUUGAUGUUGAGCCAAUCCUUAGAUCUGCACUUGAUGGUUACAAUGUAUGUAUAUUUGCUUAUGGUCAAACUGGCACCGGAAAAACACAUACAAUGGAUGGCACAAAUGAUCAGCCUGGAAUCAUUCCGAGGGCUCUUGAAGAGCUUUAUCGUCAAGCUUCUUUCGACAAGUCGUAUUCUAUAACAUUUUCUAUGAGCAUGGUGGAGGUUUACAUGGGAAAUCUGAGAGACCUGCUAGCUCCAAAAGUUGCUUGUAAAUCUUAUGAGGCUGCAACGAAAUGCAAUCUAAACAUCCAAACAGAUCCAAAGGGAAUGGUGGAAAUCGAGGGUUUAACGGAGGUCGAAAUUCCAGAUUUAGCAAAAGCAAAAUGGUGGUACAACAAAGGUAGACGAGCUAGAUCAACUUCAUGGACUAAUGUAAACGAGACAUCAAGCAGAUCACACUGCUUACUGAGGAUCAACAUUUAUCGACAUGGAGAUGAUUUGAAAGCUAAAGCAGAAGCAAGCAAACUUUGGAUGGUGGAUCUUGGUGGCAGUGAACGGUUAUUAAAGACGGGGGCUACAGGACAGACACUUGAUGAAGGGCGGGCGAUAAAUCUUUCCCUUUCCGCCUUAGGAGAUGUUAUUGCUGCUCUCAGGAGGAAGAAAGGCCAUGUGCCUUAUAGAAAUAGUAAGCUAACUCAACUCCUGAAAGACUCCUUAGGUUACAGUUCGAAGGUUGUAAUGCUUGUGCAUGUAAGCCCUUGCGAGGAAGAUUUGGGAGAGACAAUAUGUUCUUUAACCUUUGCAAAUAGAGCAAGAGCAAUAGAAACCAGUGGAGAAUUACCAGAGCACAUAAUCAAGCAAAGGCAAAAAAGGGUCUCGGAGCUUGAAGAAGACAUGAGAGUAGCUGAAGAAGAGUGUCAGAAGAUCAGAAAUCAAUUACUGAAGGCAGAGUUCUUAUUAAGCGAAAACAAGAAACUUCUAGUAACCGACUGUCGAUUUCCUGAAGACAAGGACGAAACACCUAGAAGUAUUUCAGAAGAUCCUACUGAAGUACUAAUUGAAACUCCUCCUAUUAUUGAAGUUAAAAGUAAGAGAAGCUUGAUUACUUCUCUCCCAAGAUUCAUGACUUCAACUGCAGCUAGUCGCGAAAGGCAAAGUGCUGUCGAGAAGGAGAUUGUCAGGAAAGCAAGAAGUUUGAGAUCAGGGAUGCGAAGUAGUUCAGUCCAAUUCUCAGCUUCUCAGUCCCUUAGUUAUUCAGAAAUUCGUCUCAAAACAUAUGCGAGGAAUUCAAACAAAAAGUCACGCUAUGGUGAGCCAAAAACCAUCUUCACAGAAUCUCCGAAACGCAAUGACUCAGAUUCCAAGACUGUCUCGUUACUCCGGAGCAAGGUAGUUACCUCGUCAGAUCCUAACUUGAGAUCUACGCUUUCUCGCCAUAGAAGAAGAAUGUCUGAUCUAAUUUAAGUGCAAAGAUAAAUUUUAAUUUUGGUCUUUUUUUUGGUUGACUAAUGUGUGUAGAUUUGUGUGAGGUUUUGUUUUAACUGUUCUUGAGUGAUUGGCCUUGACUUAUCUGCCAUUGUUAUUGGUGGCUUAGUGUUGGUUUGCUUAGGUUUGGCGGGAUCUGCUGAAUUUUUAAUGUGCAAGAUCCCUGUUAUCACAUGGUUUGUAUUGUUUAGGUUUGAUGGGAGUUGUUAAUGACUUAUUAAUGUGAUACACUGAUUUCAAUGAUAA
Molecule: messenger RNA, 3102 nt
Organism: Mercurialis annua (annual mercury)
Lineage: Eukaryota; Viridiplantae; Streptophyta; Magnoliopsida; Malpighiales; Euphorbiaceae
Product: kinesin-like protein KIN-14U
Exons: 10
Coding region: 865-2835 (656 amino acids)
Biological process (GO): microtubule-based movement
Molecular function (GO): microtubule binding; microtubule motor activity; ATP binding
Source: RefSeq, a predicted model, not a curated record